AUGUCCACGCCAUCCACAGCUACUGCAACCCAUCCCUCUCACCAGCGCUACGGAUACCCCCAUUCUUCAUACCAAGCGACGACUUCUUACUCAACCCCGACUACCGCCGCAGGGGCUCGCUUGACAAAUCCCUACAACUACUCGGUCCCCUCGCCGACCACCGCUCCUACCACCCUUCCCUACAACCCAUCGGCUCGAGUCGCGCCAGCGACGUCGACUCCCUCGGGCAUGGCCUCCCACCAAAGUGGAUCCAGCGCCGCCCCUUCGCAAACUGGCCGGAGAAAGAAGCCCGAUUGGGGCGAAUUCUACAAGAAUGGUAUCCCCAAGGAGGUCAUCGUAAUCGAUGACAGUCCAGGUCCUGACGCUUCCAAACCCGCGCCAGCACCUCCGGUUAACGGCGCCCCCGCUGGUCAACCCGCUGGCCAACCCGCUACGUCUCAACCUGCCGGCAAGCGGCGACGCACCGGAAUCGAAACUGCCUAUGAUUUGGGCUACUAUGACCGUCCCUCCUUUUCCAUCAACCCCCAGCAGUAUGGAGAGAAAUCCUCAAACUCGCUAUCAACCGACCGAACCACCUCGCUACACACUACAGCCCCGACCUCACUGGGCUCUCAGGGCAGUUCGGGCGCCAGCAAUGGGGUCUACUACGAAGAUGCCGCAGCUGGCCAAAAGCGCAAGCGGACUACUCGGAAAUCAACUCGUGAUGAACAAAAGCGGCGAGAACUGGAGACUGUCGGUGACGCGUUCCUCGAAUAUGUCCCACCACCGCAGCCGGUCAUCAAGGCCAAAGAUGUACCCGUGCCUGUUGUUCGUGACUAUACUAGUUCACGAAAUGAAAAGUUCGACGACGAAGACGGCCAUUAUAUUGUGACUCCUGAUACACUGUUGACUGAUCGAUACUCUGUGAUCAAACUUCUAGGACAGGGCACAUUCGGAAAAGUAGUGGAAGCCUAUGACAAGCGACAAAAGACCCGUUGCGCUAUCAAGAUCAUUCGCUCUAUUCAAAAGUACAGAGACGCCUCCCGGAUCGAAUUACGAGUAUUAUCAACUCUCGCGUCGAAUGACAAAAGCAACCGCAAUAAGUGUAUACAUUUACGAGAGUGCUUUGAUUUCCGGAAUCAUAUCUGCAUCGUUACCGACUUGCUGGGUCAGAGUGUAUUCGAUUUCCUGAAAGGCAACGGCUUUGUCCCAUUCCCCAGCAGUCAGAUUCAAAACUUUGCCCGACAAUUAUUCACAAGUGUGGCUUUCCUUCACGACCUCAAUCUCAUUCACACCGAUCUCAAACCCGAAAACAUUCUCCUCGUCAGCAACGCCUACCAAACCUUCACAUAUAAUCGAACUAUUCCCUCAUCCUCACAUGCCAACCCUCGGAAUGCUCGGCAGCGACGUGUUCUUCUUGAUAGCGAGAUUCGGUUAAUCGAUUUUGGCUCAGCCACUUUUGAUGAUGAAUACCAUUCUUCGGUCGUUUCAACAAGGCACUACAGGGCACCUGAAAUCAUCCUCAACCUAGGGUGGAGUUUCCCUUGUGAUAUCUGGAGUAUUGGAUGCAUUCUAGUGGAGUUUUUCACAGGGGAUGCCUUAUUCCAGACCCAUGACAACCUUGAACAUUUGGCGAUGAUGGAGGCAGUCAUCGGUAGCAAGAUCGAUCAAAAAUUGGUUCGGCAAGUCAUGCAAGGACGUAGUGGAGGCAACCACAAUUCAGCUGCCAAAUACUUCAACCGCAGCAAACUCGACUAUCCGAAUACCGAAACAACCCGGGCAUCUCGGAAGUAUGUUCGUGCAAUGAAACCAUUGAAUGACUUUAUUCCGACCAACACCCCCUUCAACCGACAAUUCCUAGACUUGUUACGCUUGAUAUUCGUUUACGAUCCGAAAGCACGCAUAACUGCCAAGGAAGCAUUGAAACACGCAUGGUUCAAAGAGAGCAUCAUUGAUGAUGGCACAGAGGCAUUCAGGAUUGGCAUGGGAUUGAAUCGAGCUGCUGCUCCUCGCUAG
This is a messenger RNA of Penicillium verhagenii, 1995 nucleotides long. Its product is annotated as putative protein kinase (Lkh1). Gene Ontology annotation, biological process: protein phosphorylation. Bases 1 to 1995 code for a protein of 664 amino acids. Gene Ontology annotation, molecular function: ATP binding; protein kinase activity. Gene Ontology annotation, cellular component: nucleus. Lineage: Eukaryota; Fungi; Ascomycota; Eurotiomycetes; Eurotiales; Aspergillaceae. The transcript has 6 exons. The record is from RefSeq and is a predicted model, not a curated record.